Molecule: messenger RNA, 1377 nt
Organism: Colletotrichum fioriniae
Lineage: Eukaryota; Fungi; Ascomycota; Sordariomycetes; Glomerellales; Glomerellaceae
Source: RefSeq, a predicted model, not a curated record
AUGGCAGAAGUGCCCAUGGAAAGGUGCCCUAUUCGCGGUGGGACGCAGAUGUGUGGUAUCAUCCUGACCCUGACCGCAAAGGAUCUUUCCGAGGGUAUGUCACACUCAUUCGACCACAGAGCCAACGGUUAUGGGCGAGGUGAGGGUAUCGCAUGUAUCGUCGUCAAAAGACUGAGAGAUGCAUUACGCGACGGCGACACCAUUCGAGCCGUCAUUCGCGGCACUGGGACCAACGCAGAUGGCAAGACACCGGGAAUAACACAACCCAGCGCUGAAGCACAGGCCGAACUCAUUCGGAGCACCUACGAGAAGGCCGGACUAUCAUACUCAGAUACGCAGUAUUUCGAAGCUCACGGCACAGGUACCCCGCUGGGCGACCCCAUUGAACUGUCAGCGAUUGGCGCAACGCUUGGCUCCGGGCGCUCACCAGAGUCUGGCCCCCUAUACGUCGGUAGCAUCAAAGCCAAUGUGGGACACACCGAAGGCUGCUCAGGCCUCGCUGGAGUUCUAAAAUCGAUUCUAUGCUUGGAAAAGGGUGUCCUUGUGCCAACGGCUGGAGUCGAAAAGGUGAAUCCCAAGUUGAAGCUGGCUGAGUGGAAAUUGGCUUUGCCUUUGGAAAACAUGGCUUGGCCUUCUCAAGGCCAGCGGCGCAUCAGUGUCAACUCAUUCGGGUUUGGAGGCGCCAACGCCCACGUCAUUCUCGAUGAUGCGUACAAUUAUUUGAGAAACCGUGGGCUACAAGGAAAUCACACUACGAGCGUUUUUGAAGACGAUUCUUCCGAGUCUGGCAUCAGUAUGGGUUCCGACUCACCUCGCCAAGAAAAUGUCAAGCGGCUAUUUGCUCUCAGUACCCGAGAUCAGGCUGCGAUAGAACGCCUAGCUGAGUCUUACGGGGAUUUCUUGUCGUACAAGGAAGCGACUUCGAGUCCGAGGUUUCUAUCUGACUUUGCUUACACACUGUCAGAGCGACGAACUCAUCUUGAAUUCCGCAGUUUCGUCGUGGCGGAGUCUGCUAUAGACCUGCGAAACCAACUCAACAAGGGUCUUACGAAGCCUAAAAGAGCAUUGAAACACGACAGCCCGAUCUUUGUGUUCACUGGACAAGGCGCCCAGUGGCCCGCGAUGGGCAAAGAGCUGCUCAAUAACUGCAUAUUCCGGACGAGCAUUCACAGGUCACAAGUCCUUCUCGAGCAUUAUGGUUGCCCAUGGGACUUGAUCGACGAAUUGUCUCGGACCAUCGAAUCAAAUAUUGAUCUCCCUCAGUACAGCCAAGUGCUAUGCACUGUUCUCCAGAUCGCUCUCGUUGAUUUACUUCGAGAGUGGGGAGUGAGGCCAAGAGCAGUUGUUGGCCAUUCUAGUGGUGAGAUUUGUAAGUGA